Molecule: messenger RNA, 1731 nt
Organism: Plenodomus lingam JN3
Lineage: Eukaryota; Fungi; Ascomycota; Dothideomycetes; Pleosporales; Leptosphaeriaceae
Biological process (GO): maltose catabolic process; sucrose catabolic process
Molecular function (GO): alpha-amylase activity; oligo-1,6-glucosidase activity; sucrose alpha-glucosidase activity
Source: RefSeq, a predicted model, not a curated record
AUGACAGUCCAACAGAGACCGUGGUGGAAAGAUAGUGUCGUCUAUCAGAUCUAUCCUGCCAGUUUCAAAGACUCCAAUGGCGAUGGUAUCGGUGAUUUCAAUGGCAUCAUCUCGGAACUGGAUUACAUUCGAUCCAUUGGUGUUGAUGUCAUAUGGAUAUGUCCCAUGUAUGAUUCUCCACAGGUCGACAUGGGAUAUGACGUCCGCAACUACGAGGACGUCUACGCACCCUACGGUACUAUGCAAGACAUGGAGAGGUUGAUAUCCGAGACUCAUGAUCGAGGCAUGAGAAUCAUAUUGGAUCUUGUCGUCAACCAUACCUCUGAUCAGCACAAAUGGUUCUUGGAAUCUCGUUCCUCAAAAGACAACCCAAAACGUGACUGGUACAUCUGGCGCCCCGCCCGCUACGUCAAUGGUGAACGUAAACCGCCCAAUAACUGGGUCAGCAACUUUACGGGCAGCGCCUGGGAAUGGGACGAGCACACGCAAGAAUACUACCUCCAUCUCUUCUGCCCAGAACAGCCCGAUCUCAACUGGGAGAAUCCCGAAACCCGCCAAGCCAUUUGCAAAUCGGCCAUGGAGUUUUGGCUGGAGCGUGGCGUGGACGGCUUCCGUGUGGAUACUGUCAACAUGUACAGCAAGGGCGAGAUGCUGGAUGCGCCCAUUACUGAUGAAGGUUCCGAGUGGCAGUUUGCAGGCUACCAGUACUGCAACGGUCCACGUAUGGCUGAAUUUCUCGCCGAGAUGAAUGAGGUGCUUAAGAAAUACGAUGCCAUGACAGUUGGCGAGUGCCCCAACACACCAGACAUGAAACGUGUGCUUGAAUACGUCAGCGCGAAGAGCAACCAGCUAAACAUGGUGUUCCAAUUCGACGUAGUAGACGUCGGCCAAGGACCCUACAAAUUUCAAACCACACCCCGCAACUGGACACUCCCUCAGUUCAAAACCGCCAUCGCCCGCACCCAAGACCUCAUCCGCCCCCCUUCAGACGGCUGGACUACCGUCUUCCUAGAAAACCACGACCAAGCCCGCUCCAUCACCCGCUUCACCUCGGACAGCCCCGCCCACCGCAUCCCCGGCGGCAAAAUGCUCGCCCUCAUGAUGUGCGCCCUCAGCGGCACCCUAUUCAUCUACCAGGGCCAAGAACUCGGCAUGACCAACUUCCCAAAGACCUGGGGCAUGGAGGAAUACAAGGACGUAGACAGCACAAACUACUACAAGAUGGUCGAGCGCAGAACCGGCGGCAACAAGCAAGCGCUCGAGGCCGCGCACGCCAGUCUCCAGCAUUUGGCGCGCGAUCACUCCCGUGUGCCCAUGAGCUGGAGUACCGCGCCUUUUAACGGCUUCUCGCCGCCAGACGCAAAAGUCGCGCCCUGGAUGCGGCCGCUCGAGGACGCGCACGUGUGCAAUGCCGAGCAGCAGCGCGGCGAUAAGGAUUCCGUGCUCGGCUUUUGGAAGCGCAUGUUGCGGGUGCGCAAGGAGUAUAGCGAUCUUCUGGUGCAUGGGCAGUAUGACGAUUUGGAUCUGGGGAAUGAGGAGCUGUAUGUGUUUAGUAAGACGGGGGGCGGGAAGAAGGCGGUUUGCGUGUGUAAUUUUACAGAGGGCAGGAAAGGGUUGGUGUGGCCGGAGGGGGUGAGGGGAGAGCAGUUGGAGUUAUUGGUGAGUAGUGUGGAUGAGCCGGUUGGGGAGGAGUUGGCCCCGUUUGAGGGGAGGGUUUAUUUGGUGGUGUAG